CUCGCAGCUCCCAUUUUCCACAGGUUUCGCGAGAUUUGACAUAGGCGGGUUGGUGUGUAUGUAUGUGUGUGUGUGUGUGUGUGUGUGGCAGGCAGCGUUUCCCUGCCAGACGAACUGAACAAUAACUGACAUGAAAUCUGCAUAAAAAGUAGCCUUUGACUUUCUGGAGGCAUGUCCAAGAAAAGGGGCAGGAAGCGGAGUAGCGGGGAGCUGAGUGACACGUUGACCCCGGAUCCCAGCAGCAUUCUGGGAGUCCGCAUUCAGCACAACUGGCGCGAGAAGGGCAACCAGAGCAAGUGGAAGGGAACAGUGCUCGACAGGCUCAGCGUGAACCCGUCGCUCUUCAUGGUGAAGUACGACGGCUUCGACUGCGUCUACGGCAUCGAGCUGUUCAAGGACGAGAGGGUGUCGAGCCUGCAGGUCCUGCCGGAGAAAGUCGUAAAUAACAAGAUUAAGAUACCUCCCGGGGCGGAGGAGCUGGUGGGCAAAGCUGUGGAGCAUCUGUUUGAGAAGGAGGAUGGAGAGAAGAACGAGUGGCGAGGCAUGGUCCUCUCCAGAGCUCCAAUCAUGACCAACUGGUAUUAUAUCACUUAUGAAAAGGACCCCGUACUUUAUAUGUACCAGCUGUGGGACGACUACGCUGACGGAGACCUCCGGAUUCUGCCCGAAGCAGAAAACAAACACCUGUUGCCCGCAGACAGGAAGCCAGGAGAAGAGACGGAGAGUCUGGUGGGGAAACAGGUGGAGUAUGUUACUGACAAGGGCGUGAAGAGGACAGGCCUGGUCAUCUACCAGGUCCCGGCCAAGCCCUCUGUCUACUACAUCAAAUACGAUGAUGACUUUCAUAUCCAUGUCUAUGACCUGGUGAAAACCACCUAGAGAUAGUGGACACUCUCCAGCCUCCGCCCUCCAUCUGCUUCUGUUCCACCACGUCGUUCCGAUCUGUUUUCCAAAGCCAUGUUAGGGUUCAAUAGUUAUUAUGCUUUAUCGUUCAGAAGAAAAAGUGCAAUCUGUUUUUCAUAUGCACAGCAGAACUGUAGCACCGCUAUGCUUGGCUAUAUUUCGAGGAGAUUUGGAUUGUUUUAUUGUUGCUGUUCUACUUUAUACUGUUAUGUUUGGGACAGUCCAAGAUUGCACUGCCCAACAGCUGCAAAGUGCAGUUGUGACUGCGUUUGUAUUGCUGUCCUUGAGAUACUCUGAUUUGUCCUUAAAGUAUUAUCUUAAUUAAAGUGCGACUCAAAAAAGCUGCUCAAAAUAUUCUUUUUAAACGUUUCUUUGGAUUAUUUAACUAUCCAGUAAGCAUGAUAUACACAUGAUUGGGAUAGAUACCUUCCACUGAGGGGUUUACUGAAUUAAACAGGCUGAUUAAUGUGUGUAUUGUAUUUAUCUAACCAUAUUAUCACAUUUAGUGUUAGUAAUGGAAGGAAGGAAUGAAAGGAUUGCAAAAUCACCUGGGCGGGGCCCUUAUAUUUACAAAAGCCUUUUUGAUGACUGACGCUCAUGUGGAAAUGUACUCCUGCAGCUUUUCCCCAGAUUUAGCACCAUAUCGGAUCCUUUGCACUGGUGAUGAAGACGCAGUUGGCUAAAUUCUCAUUUAAAUUUGAUCCCACACAAAUCAUAAAAGUGCCUUCCGGCUUGCCAUUUUGCAAUACUGUACAUACCGCAUCUCCAAAUACCUGCGCUCUUAUUGGAUCAUUGCGUACGAAGGCUGCUAUUUGGGUUUCAUUCAGAAGUGGCGACACUGACAGCUCGAGGAAAGUUUUGCAACCAUCUAGUUUAUAUCAGUGCUGUGUUUUGCUCUUAAUGCCGUAUGAGAAAUGUACUUUAAAUAUUACACACAUCUUCAUUGGUUGUAUAAGCUCACUGUUGAUCUUGUGGGGAGCACUUUAUUGUACAAAGUUUACAUGUUUAGGUUAUGGUACGCUAUAUAGUUUCCCCCCAAAAAAACGCUUUUUUCCUGAAGAGCAAAUGUGGCAGAAUAAAUGCUUUCACGCAUGAAGAAGAGAAAAAAAAAACGUGUUGCAAUACAUUUAGAUGACUGUAUUUAAUAUGUACAACUUGUGUAUAAUGCCUUGUAAUGUUGCCUGUUGUGAUUACUCUCAUUUAUAUGAAUAUCUCAUCAAAACCACCAGCUUUUAGUGAAAGGGUUGUUUAUUUACAUAAAUUAUAAACUGAAUAUUUACCCGGUAUAAUCAACUGACGAACCAGUUUGUUGACAGCAACAAACUUAGAUCUGGUUCUAAUCUUUAUAACUUUGUCUCUUUGUCUUGCAAACACAACAUGUAUGAAUGCAGUAUUGGUUUCCUCCCAACUUCGUCACUGGUUGCUGAAUUGGUUUUUGCCCUCUCGGUCUUCUCCAAGUCUCUCAGUUUAUUCUUCAGUAAACCAGUCUGCCAGUAGGUCUGCUGUCAAUAUGUAAUCUCAACAGUGAAAACCUUAUUUUGACCGUGGAGAAGUGGCAGAAUCGGUACAGUUUGUUCAACCCACAUAAAAAAAAAAAAAGAAAAAAAAAAAGAAAAGAGGUUUACACUGUACAUCACCGCUAGUGGUGCUGUGUGGUGUUUCUGUGUUGUGUAGAGUGGUGAUACAAACGACUGUGCACAGUCUUCUUCAUGCAUUAAAUCACUUCCUGUUCUGGAGUUGUAGCAGCAUCAACAGGCAAAUUUGUGUCAUUGUUAUUCUGCCAUGAGUAAUAAAGAGUUUUGCACAUUUUGGUUGGUCUUGUUCUUUGAACACAGUGCCACGAUUAACGUCGAGUACACACUCAGCGUCAAUAAAUCAAACUAAAGACUGGACGCGUUGUAAGAUGGAUGUAUUUAGUCACCAAUGGUGAAACUGCAUAUAUACACACACAACAGGCAUUCUCUUCAAAACAAUAUUUGGGUGGUUUGAGAACAAAGGGGAAUGAAAUACUGUAUAUUAGACAUUACUGAGAAAAAUUAAAUAUGGGGGUAUACACAAAUGAAAGAACGUUUUUUUU
Molecule: messenger RNA, 2980 nt
Organism: Anoplopoma fimbria (sablefish)
Lineage: Eukaryota; Metazoa; Chordata; Actinopteri; Perciformes; Anoplopomatidae
Product: spindlin-1-like
Exons: 5
Coding region: 172-879 (235 amino acids)
Biological process (GO): gamete generation
Source: RefSeq, a predicted model, not a curated record